AUGACUGAUUCGAAGACCCUUCCCCCCAAGAAAGUCAUCGUCGUGGGCGGUGGCUUUUCGGGCCUGGCAAUGGCAUGCCAGCUAAAGCAGAAUCUCCGAUGUGAUGACUUUGUAGUGUACGAUCGAGGGUCAGGGUAUGGUGGGACCUGGCGAGCCAACACUUACCCGGGGUGUGGAGUUGAUAUUCCAGCUGUGCUCUACAGUCUUUCUUUUGCUCCGAAUCCUGAUUUCACCAAUCUUUUCCCCAAACAGAGCGAAGUUUUGAACUAUAUCGACGGCGUGGUCUCGCAGUUAAACCUAUCUCGACACUUGGUAGGGAAUACCAACUGGAUUGGCGGGUAUUGGAAUGAGAAUACCAAGACCUGGUCGGUCAAACUCCGAGAUUUGAAAACAGGUCAGGAGUAUUUCCAGACCUGUAGCGUACUGAUCUCGGCCGUUGGCGCUUUGACGGAUCCUAUGCCUUUCAACGCAGCGGGCAAGGAUAGGUUCACUGGAGAAAUCAUUCACACUGCGAGAUGGGACCACAGCGUUUCUCUCCGCGAUAAAAAUAUCGUGGUCAUUGGGAAUGGAGCCUCGGCCACGCAAGUAGUGCCUACUAUAGCAGAAGAGGCUCGCUCGAUCACCCAAUUCAUACGGUCACCGCAAUAUUUCCUACCAGGUGGUGGUAAUACCGAUAUUACUCCGCUCUGGCAGAUGGCUUUUCGAUAUAUUCCCGGUGUUCUGUUUUUACUGAGGCUAUUGACCUUCCUAUACCUGGAAACCUCAACCCCGCAAUUCAAUCUCACAGAUACUGGUGCAAAGAUGAGAAAACAGACAUCCGAUAUAAGUACAUCGUAUAUCAAAGAAAGCGCACCAGAAAAAUACUGGCCGUUGCUGAUGCCUAAAUCUGAGGUCGGAUGCAAGCGGAGAGUUUUCGACCACUCUGGCUACGUGCCAAGUUUGCAGAGAGACAACGUCCACCUCACCAAUGAUCCAGUGGAGAGCCUCCAUGAGCGCUCUGUAUCAACAAAGUCCGGAACUGAAUAUCCGGCCGACGUCAUAGUCCUAGCCAACGGCUUCUCAUUGACACAAUUCGACGCCGACCUACGAGGUCGCCACGGACGCACCCGAACCGAGCAUUGGAAGGACAUGGGCUACAUUGAAGCAUUCAACACCAUCGGCAUGUCUGGAUUUCCGAAUUUCUUCUACAUUCUGGGCCCGAACUCCGGACGUGGACAUACUUCUGUUGUUCACUCUAUCGAGAACUAUGCGGGUCUCAUCACACGGGUAAUCAAGCCCAUAAUCACCGGCUCGGCGCUGUGUGUAGAGCCCAAGCUUCAAAGCGAGAAAGUCUACAACGAGAAAGUGCAGAAUGCCUUGUCGAAAACAGUGUUUACCGAUUCUUGCAAUAGCUGGUACAUCGACAGCAAAACCGGUCGCAACUGGGUUGUAUAUCCAUGGAGCUCAUUCUACAUGUUGUGGACCACUCAAAUGGCCGGACUAGGAGAUUGGUAUUAUGAGGUUAGUUCAUCUGCAUUGGCCUCGUGUGACACUACAUACCAGAGAAGACCGAAUUGCUAA
Aspergillus steynii IBT 23096 is the source of this 1560-nucleotide messenger RNA. Its product is annotated as flavin-containing monooxygenase. The transcript is spliced from 9 exons. The coding region runs from base 1 to 1560 and encodes 519 amino acids. The record is from RefSeq and is a predicted model, not a curated record. Lineage: Eukaryota; Fungi; Ascomycota; Eurotiomycetes; Eurotiales; Aspergillaceae.